AUGCCUGAUUUCCAUCAGGUGCAGCUGCUAUGUGGUCUUGUGGUUUACAAAGUGGUGAAGGGCUUCUUUUACGACGACCACGAUGAGGACGACCAAAUCUCUGAUUUCAAUGCCCUCUUUUCCGUAGCACGAAGACUUGAGAAGCUUUAUGGUGGUAAGGCUUAUGUUGGGCUUCAAAUUCCUGAUGCUGACACUGCUACUCGACAAACUAUUGAUAUACUUCUCAUCACACAAUGGGUAAAGUUACCUUCAUGUGACCAGGAGAUUACGGAGUCUCUUACAGAAAUACAGGGUGAGACUGGUUACAAUAGACAGGAGGCCAUAAACACAAGACCCAACAUCUCUCCGAUCCUUCGGGCAAAGAAAGGAUCUGUGCGGAAGCAGCUUUGUGGGCAUUGCUGUUCAUAUCAUGAAGCAUAUUCCCAAAGGCUCUGUCCAUGUGAGGAUAUGCAACAGGGAGAUUUGUGGUUGCCAUUUGCUGCUGGUUGUUUGAUUAUUUGGAGAGUAGCAGAUGCAAAAAGGUUAGUUCCCAUUCUUGAAUCUUACCUCGAACAAAGGGGGGUUGCUCUUCCAGAAGGAUAUUUGUCUGCCAAAGUUAUAUGUCCAAACCCCAAUUUCAGUACCAUUCACUCGGUCUCUUUUCCUCCUGAGGUCGUAACAUAUGACCAAUGGAUGCAACUAACACCAAAAUAUAAGAACAAGCUUUCUGGUUGGGUUAAAGGUGCAUUUCGCGGCUGGAAGAAGGAAUUUCAGGAAUCAAUAUAUGAGAAGCUUAACUUCAUUCUCAGCACAGCUCCAACGUCAGAUAGGUUAGAGCUUAAAGGUAAUAAGUGUCUCCUUGGUGAGUUUCUGGAAUUCAAAGGAAACACAGAGGAUAUUCAAGCAAUGAGAAGUAUCAGGAAAUCAAAAGUUAGUAGACUAGAGAUCCAGGAAACGAGCAUGUUUGGUCUGGUUCAUUCGAAGCUCAUAGUCCUAUACUACCCUCGGGAUUAUCGUGCUGAAGGAGUAUCAACUUCUGAAUGGAAGAAAGUCACUGUUCAAUCUAGCACAGAAGUGAAAUUUCAAAUCCAAGGUUCAACUAAACCGAGCAAAUACCAGUUGUCCUCCGUCAUUUCCCUGUCACUGAGUGCUUGAGGUGGAUGCUGGAGUGGGAGAUACUCAUGAUUCUUAAGAUGGAGCAAUUGCUUUCGAUAACAGUAUAGACUGUAGUUUAUUUUUCUUUCCCAAGUUUUAUGCUGAUGUGCAUCCUAAGUCGACUGUGCAUGCCCAAACAAGGAUGGCGACUUGCAUAUUCUUUCAUGAGAGAUCAAUGUAUAUGGAACCUAACACCAAGGGGUCGUUUGGUACCGAAACAAGUUCUGCAGGGAUUAGUUAUACCGGAAUUAGUUAUACUGAAACUAGUUAUGCAGAUAUUAUUUUUUAUCAUGUGUUUGGUUCGCUGUACUAAAAAUGGAUAUACAAUGUAUAACUUGUGUUUGGCUUUAAAUGUACAAAAUAAUAGUUUACAAUUA
This is a messenger RNA of Lycium barbarum (goji berry), 1511 nucleotides long. RefSeq lists its product as uncharacterized. The record is from RefSeq and is a predicted model, not a curated record. Bases 1 to 1134 code for a protein of 377 amino acids. The transcript is spliced from 9 exons. Lineage: Eukaryota; Viridiplantae; Streptophyta; Magnoliopsida; Solanales; Solanaceae.